Molecule: messenger RNA, 228 nt
Organism: Symbiodinium sp. CCMP2456
Lineage: Eukaryota; Dinophyceae; Suessiales; Symbiodiniaceae
Source: the annotation of a GenBank genome assembly
UCCUUGGACCUCAUUGAGAAGGGCAUUCACCCGCUUCGCAUCGCCACCGGCUUCGAGAAAGCCUGCGAGGUGGCCGUGAAGCGAGUGGAAGAGAUCUCAAAGAUCGUAGACAUCCUUGCAGAUGACCAGACUGCGCUGAAGAAGGCGGCCACGACUGCUCUUGGCUCCAAGGUGGUCAGCAGCCGGAAAGACCAGCUUGCCAAGAUCAGCGUAGACGCCGUCCUCGCG